Molecule: messenger RNA, 2316 nt
Organism: Nannizzia gypsea CBS 118893
Lineage: Eukaryota; Fungi; Ascomycota; Eurotiomycetes; Onygenales; Arthrodermataceae
Product: ATP-dependent RNA helicase suv3
Exons: 3
Coding region: 1-2316 (771 amino acids)
Biological process (GO): RNA catabolic process; mitochondrial RNA 3'-end processing
Cellular component (GO): mitochondrial degradosome
Molecular function (GO): RNA helicase activity; hydrolase activity, acting on acid anhydrides; ATP binding
Source: RefSeq, a predicted model, not a curated record
AUGCAACCAUGGCAGCGCCCGGCUCAAGGUCUUUGCCUUCGUUGCGCUCUGCGCGCGCCAACCACUUUAACAGGCCGGAGCUUCAGCGGAUCCGCACACCAGAACAGGGCUAGGAUAACGGCGUUGAAUAGGCCACUGGAUCAGCUUAACUUUGACUGGGCAGGCGGUAGGAAGGGUAAAAAUGACCAAAAAAAGGGCAAAGACCUCAAGCCCUGGAAGACCCAAGGCACAGGUACCAAGAUAAGAAAAGUCACUCAUGUUACCUUUGAUGAACGGUUCCAAUCCGCAUUACUGGAGUCUUCGGAUGUCGUCAGGAAAGAGCUCGAACAAACAAAGACAGAACUCGCCCUCUGGGAUAAUUUUUUUACCUCUAUCGUGCAGGCUUGCAAGAGCUCUCUGAUUGAUGACGGUGAUGAAGCCCAUUUUGGGCAGAGAUUCACAUUGCGGCGGACAUUCGGGAAGAUGGGACGUGAAGGAAUUGUGGACUAUUUGAGAAGGCAAUACCGGAACCAUAAGCUCGACACAGCGUUCUCUUCCACUGCCACUAAGACCGACUCGCUGGCGGACUUCAGGUACCCAGCCGAAUGGUACCCCGUUGCCCGAAGUAUGCAGAGGAAGAUACAUCUACAUGUUGGGCCCACCAAUUCAGGGAAAACAUACCAUGCUUUGCAACGACUGGAGAAAGCAAAAAGUGGCUUCUACGGUGGUCCGUUACGUCUAUUAGCGCAUGAGAUUUACAGUCGCCUUAACAAGAAGGGCAUAUCAUGUGCUCUUAUCACGGGCGAUGAAGUCAGGGUGCCAGAAAGUGGCCCCGUUAAGGUUUACAGCAACACAGUUGAGAUGGUACCAAUCGGCCAAGAGGUAGAAGUCGGGGUAAUUGAUGAAAUCCAGAUGAUAGCUGACCCACAUCGAGGAUGGGCCUGGACAAGAGCUGUCCUAGGAUGUCAGGCCCAGGAACUACACCUUUGCGGCGAAGAGAGAGCUGUUCCGCUUAUUCGACGCCUUGUCUCACUGAUGGGUGAUACCCUUGAGAUUCAUAAUUAUAAACGCCUAAAUCCUCUGAAGACAAUGGCAUCAAGUUUAAAGGGUGAUAUCAGACGUCUAGAAAAGGGAGACUGCAUCGUCGCUUUCUCUAGGGUUGGGAUUCAUUCCUUGAAACAGGAAAUUGAAAAGACAACAGGGCGUAGAGCGGCAAUCGUUUACGGAAGCUUGCCAGCAGAGAUUCGUGCUCAGCAAGCUGACCUAUUUAAUGACCCAAAUAAUGACUACGACUUCCUUGUCGCGAGUGAUGCUAUUGGCAUGGGUUUGAACCUGAGCUGCAAACGAAUUAUUUUUGAGUCAGUGAUAAAAAGGCUACCUACUGGCAUCCAGCGACUCUCCAUAUCUGAGGUCAAACAGAUAGGCGGGCGAGCAGGACGAUACCGCAGUGCAGCUCAAUCAUCGAACUCCACAAAUGUUAAUGAGAAGGAAAACGUUGGCCUUGUCACUUGCCUUGAUGAGGCAGAUCUUCCUUAUAUUCGAGCAGCCAUGAUGGCCGAGGCCGAACCUUUGGAUGCAGCUGGAAUUCUUCCAUUAGAUUCUGUGAUUGACAGCUACUCCAACAUGUUCCCCCCGGAUACCCCAUUCGGCUAUAUUUACCAGCGCCUAGAGCGUGUAUCACGUACUGAUUCGCCGUUUUUCAUGUGCAAAAUCCAAGACACCGAGGCGACCUUUGGUCUCCUUGAUAACAUCCAAGGACUAAAUGUCAUCGAUAAAAUGGUUUUUAUGAGCGCUCCAUUACGUGCUACUGACCCAGUGAUGGCACGAGUUAUCAAAGCAUUUGCAGAAUGUGUGGGCCAGCAGAAGAGUGGAAGGUUACUUGAUAUCCCGGAAUUGGAUCUUGAGAUUCUGGAUAAACCUGUCUCAGGUGAUGACAAGGAAUACUUGCGGUCACUAGAGGCCCUCCAUCGCUCUCUCAUUCUCUAUCUCUGGCUUGGCUACAGAUUUGGUGGCGUGUUCACGGAUCGGACGCUAGCUACGCAUGCUAAAGAGAUGGCAGAAGUGAAAAUGGAUCGUACCCUCACCGAAUUCUCAGCGAAUUCGAAACUUCGGAAACAAGCACUUCGGAAAAAACGAAUCAAGGGGGCUAAGGACAAAUUCCUCGCUAAUACAGAACCAACAGGUGUCACCGACACGAUUUCCGAUAUUCCCGAACUUGAAGAUACUCUUUCCGAUGAGGACAAUCUGGAAGCUGAAUAUGCUGACUCUGUUCUGAAAGGUAAUCGUGUAAGGGUACCUGUACCUUCCGCACAGCAUGCUUCGGUCGCUAUACCAUAA